This is a messenger RNA of Aureobasidium subglaciale EXF-2481, 1569 nucleotides long. RefSeq lists its product as uncharacterized. Gene Ontology annotation, cellular component: nucleolus; chromosome, centromeric core domain; monopolin complex. Gene Ontology annotation, molecular function: microtubule site clamp; protein binding. NCBI's taxonomy places the organism in Eukaryota, Fungi, Ascomycota, Dothideomycetes, Dothideales, Saccotheciaceae. The record is from RefSeq and is a predicted model, not a curated record. Gene Ontology annotation, biological process: homologous chromosome segregation; attachment of mitotic spindle microtubules to kinetochore; meiotic sister chromatid segregation. The coding region runs from base 1 to 1569 and encodes 522 amino acids. The transcript is spliced from 3 exons.
AUGCCUUCCAAAUCUGUCGCUACAAAACCACCCGCUCCUGCCUCUGACGACGAGAUUGGCGCUUCCGAUCUGGAGAACUUGCGACCCGCUCCCCCCAAGAUCAAUCGCACCAUCGUCAAGAAACCCGUCAAGAAGGCCUCUGCCACCACUACCAAGAAGACGACUGCGAAAGCGAGACCUGCAAACGAGCCUAUCGAACCACCGGAAGCUAGCGACGCCGAUGAGCCUGAAGCUCUCAUGGAGCCUGCGCCGAAGCCCAAGCAGAGGAAGCGAGUCUUGAAGAAGGAUCUUGUCACAAAGACUGCCGCACCCGCCCCUGAGCUCGAAUCUGUCCUUGAACCCCAGCCUGCCCCAGUAAAGAAGACCACAAAGUCCGCAAAGGUCAAAACCGCAGAAGCGCAGCCUGAAAAAGAAAAGCCCAUCGCAAAGACAAAGCCAAAAGUCAAGCGCGCGCCAUCCCCCGAACCUGCCCCAGUCAUCCCAGAAACACAACCUGAGCCUACCGAGAUUGAACAAUCCAUCGUGGAAGAUGAAGAGCCCCCAGCCGAUCUUAUGGACAUCGACAGAGAGCCAUCACCUCCACCUCCACCUCCACCGCCAAAGUCACAUUCGCGACAGCGCUCAGCCUCGAUACAUCGACAAGCUCCUCCUGGCGCUGCAUACUCUCGCGCACGCUCCACUUCCAGACAACCUGGCACAUAUUCACGAGGUCGCAGUGCCAGCGACACGGAAAGAAGAGUAGCGGAUGCAGAAGCAAGUCGCAGGUUGACAGACAUGACCAAGAAAUACGAAGAAAUGCGCAUGAAGUACGACUCGCUCACAGAACUCGGUCCAAAAGCUGCAGAGGCAAACUUUGAGCGCCUGAAGAAGGCGACAGACCAGAAAGCAAAGGAUGCAAACGACCUGAUCGCAUCCCUCAAGAAAGAACUCGCCGAACUCCGCAAGACCUCCUCAACCACAAUCACCGAAUCCGCAAAACUCCAAUCACAAGUCUCUUCCCUGACAUCGGAAAACGAAAGGCUCAAAGACGACGCAAAAGCCACGCAUCAAAGCCUUACAGAGUCACAGAAUGAGUGCAAAGCCCUGACUGCCAAACUCGAAGCCGCGAGGAAGACAAACUCUGAAAAGGUACCUGGAUCAGCCGUUAAGAAGAUUGAGCAUGGCAAGAGUGCAUUGGGCGGUGCUAGUGCAGAGACAGUCAAGGAGAACGCGUUGAAAGAAGAGUUGUACCGUGAUUUGACUGGUUUGAUCAUCACAAGUGUGAAACGCAGAGAUGGCGAAGAUGAAUACAGUUGUAUUCAGACCGGUCGCAAUGGCACGCUUCAUUUCCAUCUCACCAUUGCUACCGACUCGGCCGUCACGAAUCCAAAAACACCUUCUGGACUCAGCUACGAGGAUACAGAAUUCGCAUAUGAACCUUUGCUGGACGCGAAUAGGGAUUCAGAUUUGAUGGAUAUUCUGCCUGAUUACUUGACCGAAGAGAUUUGCUUCCCGAGGAAUCAUGCCGUCAAGUUUUAUACAAAGGUUGUGGAAAGUAUGACCAAGAAGGUUGUAGUUGAUGAGGAUUAA